CUCAAAGAGCAGCUCUAAAGCGUGCCUGCAGACCAGCUUUCUCCUCAUGUUUGACCCCUGGAGUCGAUAUGUCCAAUGCCAGACCAGGUGAUGGUGCCACCAAAGGUGAGGACAGAUUCAACCGCAGAUCUGCAAAACAUUAACGUUGCAGGGAGAAGAUGAUCUACUCCAUCCUGCUGCUCAUCUGCCUGAGCUGCUGUGUCUGUGCAGGAUCAAUUGAAGUGAAUACAACUCAGAGUUUCUACGAGGCAAAGGAGAAUGAAAACAUCACACUGGAGUGGACGUUCCCUGCCGAAGAUGACAGCUCACUACGCUCUCUUGAUGUCUACUGUGCCAUGUCUAGGGAGGAGAAAUACUCAGGCCUGUUUCGUCUUGUUCGUGGAGAUGAGGUCCCCUGGGUUCAGCAUCAACAGUUUGCAGGACGAGUUCACUGUGACAGAAAAGUCCUCAAAGAGGGACAGCUCAAACUUGGUCUGUCCUCACUCAGGAUGACUGACUCAGGCCGAUACGAGUGUGAGGUGGUGACGUGGUCUGGUGUAGGCAUGGGUCACUGCCAACUCAAUGUAAUAGAAGCAACAGUUCGACAUCAGACUGUAGUGACGGCUGGACUUGUGAGACCAAAGAAUCUGGGAUGUAGCGCUCUCCUCACUGGACCGUCAGUUCUGCCAGCAGUGCUGCUUGUUGGGUUGUUUGUUUUCUCUUAAAGUUUUGUUGCUUUGCAUUCAGAAAAAAAGCUUAAAUCAGGGGUGUUCCAGCAAAUUCAAAAACUAAAAUGAAGUAUGGCCGGCAUUAGAACAGAAAGCUUGUGCUUGAACUCAACUCAAGGCAGUACUGCUCUGAUAGUUCUGGAAACAUUAUGACUAGAUUAUUCCAGUGAUGUACAUUUUCACAACUAAACUGAGGUGAUAGUAUAAAUGGUAAAUAUAUUUACAACAAAAUAAUAACAAUGUCUCAAUUCAUAACGCCCUGGGCUAUGGCAGAAAAUAGCAGAAUGAAUGGUGCAGACCAGGAGCAGAUCCAGUGGUAGACAGAGCUGAUUAAGCCCCCCUAAAAUCUGGACCUGCCUGUCCAAAACCCUUAAUAAUUAUAGGUUCUUUGCAGAUGAUGUCACUCAGCAGUAGCGAACAUCCCUUGGGGGGUAAGAAGUGAUUUCUGCAUAGAGAAACGCUACAAAAAGGCCAUAUUUUGAACGGUUUACAACUAUGCAUUAGCUUAUUAAACUCUGACAUUUCUUCCGCUGAUGUCUGUCCAGUCUCACUCGCUGUGAUGGGAAAUCCAUCUCUCUUUAAGAGAUCUGGAUCAUUUAGCUCAGCUCGGUAGAGCUAAUUGAUCCCAAAUGGCUCUUCAUCUGGUACCAGUUUGGCUUUUUAAAUGUGGAUUGAAUAACGACAAAGGAUGGAGGAAAAGAAACUGGUACUCAAACGCAGCUACGUAGCUACAGUGGUUCACAUUAAAGAGCCGUUUCAGAGGACAGGUUCGUUUGUGAACGGCACAUCAUUAAUUAGUCGCCUACCCUAAAGUUUACCUUCUAUUAAACUCAUGUUUGUGACAAAACAAGGAUGUUUUUUUUAUGUUAAAGGGACUUGGCUAUCAACAAGACUCUUGUGGCCUUCAUCUAGCUAGACAACCCUUGGAGGUCUGCGAUACUGAUCGACUCCACACUAUUGAUUGAUUGAUCUAAUGUUCCCAUUCAUUCCUAAUGUCUGUCCCACACUUCCUGCCCCCCACCAGGCAUUCUGGAUCACAUGAUUUCAAACAACCUACUGACCAUAUGCCUUGGCGGCUAUAAAUGAAAAGCUGAAAGUGAUGUCGGCUGGUUUUUAUUCCAUUUCUAAGUGCAUCUUAACCUACACUGGAUUGGUUUCACUCAUUUAAAGGCGAGCUUUAUCAAAAGGGCCCAGUCAUCCUUAUAUUUAUCUGAAUGUGGUGAAAAAAGUUUUAACACCCCUGCUUUAAGCGAGGUGUGAUUGUGUGAAAGGUGUCGCCACAUGACCAGAUGUGAUAAAUGUGUGUAUGGAUGUGUUUUAAACCAUGGACUGAGGUUGUGGGUUCAAUGAAAUGACUAAGGUGUUCUUCAAAUGUAAUGACAUCCUAAUAAUCAUUAUAUAGAACAACAGAAUCAUCUGAAAUCUGUACUUGUCCUUUAACGUUUAUCAUGUGCACUGAAAAACCUCAGACUCAUCACAUUGACUGUAUAUUUAACAUUUUUGACCAUUUUUUCAACAAUGAUGUGAAAAUCUGAGGGCUGAUAAGACGACUGAUGGGGGUCCAUGCAUCGUCUCUCAGGCACUUUUAAAAUCCGUAACCAAUGUUACAACGUUUACGAUGCCUUUGAGUCAGUGCCUUAUUUCUGUUUGUCUUAUUUCAAACAGCUUAUGGUUCGUCUACCAUGGAUCGUUAUGGCACCAUGGCAAAAUUUACUUCUAAUAUGGAGAAAAUAUUUUUUUACUAGUAGAACCACACUGUUGAUCUUUAUAAUGGAGCUCUGUUUUUAAAUGAUUUCUACGAAAUGUAGGAUUAUUUUUCUGCUGUUAUAUUGUUGGUAUACUUCUUAUCUUUUACACAGCUGGUUCUUGCUUUCGCUGUCUUACCUGUUAGAAAAAUGCUCUGCUCAGUUUCUGUUAAAGAAAAUGUUGGAUAAGUUUGAUUUUUUUGUACCUUUAUCAGAAAUAUGCAGUUCAAAUGUCAUUUUUGUAUCUUAUAAAAUGUUUUUUUAAAAAGAACUGCAGGCAGGGAUAAUUUGAAAAAUGAAUAGUAAAGUUUGACCUUACUUUUAUAUGUACCUUGCACUAAUGUUUUUGUUUUUUGUUUGUUUUGUUUUGUUUUGUUUGUUUGUUUUGUUUUUUUUUUUUUUUUUUUUACAAAAAGCUGUCGUGUAUGUAUGGCAUAUUUUAAAGAUUUAAUUUUUACCUUUAUCAGGAAUUUCCAACUAAAAUGAUAUUUUUGCAAUUUUUAAAAGGAUCAAGCAGGAACAAAUAUAUAAGAUUAACUAUAUUUUUAUACCUUCCUUGCACUAAUGCCUUUGUUUUAAUUUUUUAAUCAAUUCACAAAAACUAUAAAUGCAUUAUGGCACAUGUUUGUUGUGUAUUUUAAUUGCACCUUAUCAGAAAUAUCAUCCAGUUAAAAAGUUACUUUUGUAUUCUAUAGAAAGUUUUUUUUAAAUACGUCUGAAUGGGAAAUAAUGAAGAAGAGCUGUAAAGCUCAAUCUUAAUUUUAUACCUAACUUGCACUUGUGUGUUUGUAUUUUUUUAUUUGUGUUUGUUUGUUUAAUCUUCUAUGGUCUGUUGAUUUUAUAUUUUUCUAUUGUUUUUUGUACAAAUA
Messenger RNA from Cheilinus undulatus (humphead wrasse), 3321 nucleotides. Its product is annotated as coxsackievirus and adenovirus receptor homolog. The transcript is spliced from 5 exons. Gene Ontology annotation, biological process: cellular response to lipopolysaccharide; positive regulation of T cell proliferation; negative regulation of T cell proliferation. Gene Ontology annotation, cellular component: external side of plasma membrane. Bases 159 to 704 code for a protein of 181 amino acids. NCBI's taxonomy places the organism in Eukaryota, Metazoa, Chordata, Actinopteri, Labriformes, Labridae. The record is from RefSeq and is a predicted model, not a curated record.